AUGUUUUCCUCACAGAGACAUAUUUCGCGGGCCGCACGCCGUUGGGCGUCUACCGGGACUGGAAAAAACUACUUCCAGUUGUUUCCGAAAUCAUUCCCCAACCAGGGCCCUCCAAAAGAUCUGUUUCUUGUCAAUGCUCGGACUUUAAGAAAAGAGUUCAGGGCGCUCCAAAGUCAAAACCAUCCAGACAUCAUAAUGGGCUCGCUGUCAUUUUCGGAAAACAAAGGUAUAGAUGAAACCUCGUCUUCCAUCAACAGAGCCUACUCUGUGGUGAAAAACCCAUAUAUGAGAGCUGCCCACAUAAUAGAGCUUCUUCACCCCGAGCAUUUCGAUAUCACUACAGAUGAAACUUCAAAACAAUUGAUAUCUAAAUUGAAGAGUAAUUCUGCGCAGUCAUUGAACUAUGAAGAGCUUUUGAUGACUGUGUUGGAGGCACAUGAGGCAUUGGAGAUGGCAAAUCGAGAACUGGACUUGGACGUGGUCCAAACGGAAAACGACGAACGAAUUGAUGAAUGCGAAAAAGAAAUCGCCAAGCUACUAGGUUCUCAGCCAAUCGACUGGGACAAGAUAAUCGCAGAGGCGAUUAAGUUGAAGUACUGGGCCAACAUUGCCAACGGGAUCAAAGAAUGGGAGCAGGGCAAACCAGUUCUUUUGACACAUUAA
Messenger RNA from Australozyma saopauloensis, 663 nucleotides. Its product is annotated as J-type chaperone. Gene Ontology annotation, molecular function: protein-folding chaperone binding; ATPase activator activity. NCBI's taxonomy places the organism in Eukaryota, Fungi, Ascomycota, Pichiomycetes, Serinales, Metschnikowiaceae. Gene Ontology annotation, biological process: protein complex oligomerization; [2Fe-2S] cluster assembly. Bases 1 to 663 code for a protein of 220 amino acids. The record is from RefSeq and is a predicted model, not a curated record. Gene Ontology annotation, cellular component: mitochondrion. The transcript has a single exon.